Messenger RNA from Acanthisitta chloris (rifleman), 692 nucleotides. It is a transcript of the gene LIAS, whose product is annotated as lipoic acid synthetase. The transcript is spliced from 6 exons. Gene Ontology annotation, cellular component: mitochondrion. The annotation marks the transcript as partial. Gene Ontology annotation, molecular function: 4 iron, 4 sulfur cluster binding; lipoate synthase activity. The record is from RefSeq and is a predicted model, not a curated record. Gene Ontology annotation, biological process: lipoate biosynthetic process. NCBI's taxonomy places the organism in Eukaryota, Metazoa, Chordata, Aves, Passeriformes, Acanthisittidae.
GUGCGUGUGAGCCAUGUGUGCAGCCAGUACAGCACGUCAGGUUCUUUGCCAGAGGACAAGAAGGAGUUUCUGCAGAAUGGCCCAGACUUGCAGGCCUUUGUCUCUGGAGACCUGUCAGACAGGAGCACAUGGGCUGAGUAUAAAGGCAACUUAAAGCGUGAGAAAGGAGAGAGGCUGCGACUUCCUCCAUGGCUGAAAACAAAGAUCCCCAUGGGCAAAAACUACAACAAGCUCAAGAAUACCUUGAGGAGUUUAAAUCUCCAUACGGUGUGUGAAGAAGCACGUUGUCCCAACAUUGGGGAGUGCUGGGGAGGUGGUGAAUAUGCCACAGCUACAGCUACCAUUAUGCUGAUGGGUGACACAUGCACUAGAGGCUGCAGAUUUUGCUCAGUAAAGACAGCAAAAAAUCCACCUCCACUGGAUCCCCAGGAGCCUUUCAACACAGCCAAGGCUAUUGCCGAGUGGGGCUUGGACUAUGUGGUACUGACAUCUGUGGACAGAGACGAUAUGCCUGAUGGUGGAGCAGAACACUUUGCAAGGACAGUCUCGCAUCUGAAGGAAAGAAACUCGAAAAUCCUGGUGGAAUGCCUCACUCCCGAUUUCCGAGGGGACCUUAAAGCCGUGGAGAAAGUCGCGCGGUCGGGGCUGGAUGUUUAUGCUCACAACGUGGAGACGGUCCCAGAGCUCCAGAG